AUGUGGCAGCAGGGGGAUUUCUUGUCUGCUGUGGAGGAUGCAGAGAACCAGUUCGCUGGCUCACUGCCUGUGAAUACUGGGUGCCUGAGAUCUGUCUCUUCCCAGCCACAGGUGACUGUGCAGGCACAGUCCUCCAGACGGCUGCCAUCACACGCUACUUCUCCUUCAGAAGCUCCAGGCCUGCCAGCCCUGGGUCUUCGCCUCCCUAUCUCCAGCAUGUCCAGGGCCGUCGAGGGCUCCCUUUCUAUGGGAACAGACCUCCUAAGGUCUGCCUCGACUUCCAGCAGCUGGACUGGCAAUCAAAAAGAAGCAAUACUGACAGAAGUACUCCGAGAGCCAGCAAGACCCCAGUCCUCAGCCCCCCACCCCCUGCUCACUUUUGAGAGCCAACAGCAGGUGGUUGGUGGCCUAGAGGGGCCUGAGCAAGCUGAAUUUGAUAAGGUCCUGGCAAGCAUGGAGCUGGAGGGGCCUGGCAUGGAGCAGGAACUUGGAGUUAGCAGUGAGGCCACAAGAAUCCUGCCUUCCUGGCAGAGCAAGGACUCAGUAUUGGCUAAAAAGGCCCGGAUAGCUGAGCUGAGUGGCUCUUGGAAAAAGGGGCCUAUGCAUGCCUCCCAUGUAACAGGUAUCCCAGCAGCCCAGGACCAGCCUCGACAUCCUGUUGUCCACUGCAGGACUCCCCAGCGCCACUUGAGACCUGUUGCCCCAGGUCACCUUCCCAUCCCGACUGCUCGGACAGUUCUCAAGCAGCAAUCCCACUUGGAAGUUUGUCCCAGAGGCACCCCUCUUCUAGUACCCUUAACUAUUCAAAGCAGCCCUCAGAAGUGCCUACCGGGUCAGUCAUUCCAAUCUCCAGGCUUAAGCAGCAACGCUCAAUAUCCUGGACCACAAGCUCCCUACUCACACUGUUCUACUCCCUCAAGGGCUAGCUCUGGAUUGUUUUCUCGGGGGCUCGUAGAACCCCGAGCUCCAGUGGCUUCUGUUGAGUCUCCUGCUGGCACCUCAAAGGGUCCCCAUUUCUCCCUCAUUCCCCAAGCAGCUCUGCAGACUCCCAUGGUCACAAACCAUCUGGUGCAGUUGGUCACUGCUGCCAACCGGACACCACAGCAGCCCACCCGCACCUCCACCCGGGCCAAAACACGCCGCUUCCCGGGCCCAGCAGGGAUCCUGCCUCACCAGCAUAGUGGGAAGAACCUGGAGGAGAUCAUGGUUUCCACACCCCAGACUCCGACUCAUGGUGCUCUGGCUAAAUUCCGGACAGAGGGCCAGAUUGUUGCUAGUUCCCAGGCAUCAGUGGAGGAGGAUUUUGGGCGAGGGCCCUGGCUGACCAUGAAAUCUGCUCUGGGCCUGGAUGAAAGAGACCCCACCUGCUUCCUCUGUACCUACAGCAUCGUCAUGGUGCUGAGGAAGGCCGCCCUGAAGCAGCUCCCCAGGAACAAGGUCCCCAACAUGGCGGUGAUGAUCAAGUCCCUGACUCGGAGCACAGUGGAUGCCAGUGUGAUUUUCAAGGACCCCACAGGAGAGAUGCAGGGGACAGUGCACAGGUUGCUACUGGAGACACGCCAGAAUGAGCUGAAGCCUGGCUCGGUGCUGCUGCUAAAGCAGACUGGAGUGUUUUCUCCCUCGCUCCGAAACCACUACCUCAACGUGACACCCAAUAACCUGGUCCACAUUUUCAGUGCAGAUUCUGGGGAGGGGAACUUCUUCAAGCCAUCUCAGCCCUUCCCCAAGGAUCCAGGAAGCUUCCGUGGCAGCCUCCAGCCCGAUGUGGCUGUGAAGCCUGGGCAAGGCUCCAGAGCAGCACAGCACCCGGAGGCAGGGGUGACCACUGAGGAAGAACUCCCAGAAGCAGACGACCUGGAUGGACUCCUGAGCGAGCUCCCUGAGGACUUCUUCUCUGGGACCAGUAGUUGGGAGUGCCCCAAGGCAGGGCACCCACCGUGAACAGGCAGCCUCUCAGCACCCAGGCAAGGCUCUGCAUGUGUCUGAUCAUGACCAAGGGAAAGAUGACGACCAGCACGACUGGAGGACAAAGCUUGGGCCUUCUCUGGUUGCUCCACCAGGAUUCUCGCUCUAAGAACUCUGGUCUCUUGGAUUCUGCGCUGCUAUCAUGCUGGGACAUGGCAUACCAGAACUUGGCUCAAGACUGACUCUAGCCUUGCAGUCCUCCAACCCUCUGGUGCAUUGUUCCUUCUCCUGCCAACAGGGAAGGUGUGUCGCCUUUGGUGUUACUCUCGCCACCUCAGCUGGACUUUAGAGGAUGCUGGGCCUGAUUUCCUCAUCCCUUUACUCCUUAGUCCCUGGAGGGCUCAGGUGCUGAGAGGGGCCACAGCA
Molecule: messenger RNA, 2331 nt
Organism: Choloepus didactylus (southern two-toed sloth)
Lineage: Eukaryota; Metazoa; Chordata; Mammalia; Pilosa; Megalonychidae
Gene: HROB
Product: homologous recombination factor with OB-fold
Exons: 9
Coding region: 1-1941 (646 amino acids)
Biological process (GO): recombinational repair
Source: RefSeq, a predicted model, not a curated record